Amphimedon queenslandica is the source of this 386-nucleotide messenger RNA. RefSeq names its product ankyrin repeat and SOCS box protein 3-like. The transcript is spliced from 3 exons. The coding region runs from base 87 to 377 and encodes 96 amino acids. NCBI's taxonomy places the organism in Eukaryota, Metazoa, Porifera, Demospongiae, Haplosclerida, Niphatidae. Gene Ontology annotation, molecular function: protein binding. The record is from RefSeq and is a predicted model, not a curated record.
AAGGUCGAAGUACAUGUAGGGCAUCACGUGAGCCAAGAAACCUCAAGAACUCUGUAGAAGUUUAGUAGCUCGUUUGGGUACUAGAAAUGACGGAUAGUUUGACUCCUGGGAAGCAAUUAUACAAUGCUGCUAGGGAUGGGAAUAUAGAGGGAAUGAAGCUUGCCCUAUCCAGGGGAGCAAAUAUUAAUUGGAACAAUCCCAAUGUGGGUAACUGGACACCAUUGCAUGUAGCAGCUUCUAGGAACAAGGUUCAGUCAAUUUCCUUCCUGAUCAAAGAAAACGCUGAUAAGAAUUGUGGAGACAAGGUAAGCUGUACAUGUACCUUAUACUCUACAUUGAAAAUUUUACAAUCAGUUAUGCUGACAUUAAUAAUUUGAUGUAAUGGA